Messenger RNA from Spirodela intermedia, 9493 nucleotides. Lineage: Eukaryota; Viridiplantae; Streptophyta; Magnoliopsida; Alismatales; Araceae. The record is from the annotation of a GenBank genome assembly.
AUGGCCUCCUCCCCCAGCUUGGAGAUCGAGAUCGCGUCCGACUCUAACGCGGAGCAGAAGCGCAACCCUAGUGGUUUCGUCCCCGCAGCUGCUGUUGUGGACGAUUACGUCGUCGAUAUAUUCUCGGCGUCAGCAUAUGGAGACCUGCUGAAGCUCCGUAGGUUCGUGGAGGAAGAAAAGGCUUCCCUCUUGAAUCCCGAUGGCAACGGUUACUACGCUCUACAAUGGGCGUCCCUUAACAACUACUCCGACAUUGCUCAGUACAUCAUCGAGGUGGAUUUCCCUGGUUAACAGUUUCCCGUGUCUAAGUUUGCAAAUAUUUACUAUAUUUUGCCGGAUUAUUUUUUUUCUUCAGCACGGGGGCAAUGCCAAUGCCGCUGACAACGUGCAGCAGACAGCUCUUCACUGGGCAGCAGUUCGGGGUUCCAUUGCUGCGGCAGACGUGCUUUUGGAAAAUAGAGCUCGUGUCGAAGCGGCAGAUCUCAAUGGAUACAGGGUACAUGGAAUUAGAAUUUAUAUUGUUGCAUUCAUUAAGCUUGGUCCCUGAGUUUGCGUCCCCAUCAGGCAGUUCACGUUGCAGCACAAUACGGACAAACGGGGUUUCUGAACCAUAUUGUUGCCAAGUACGGUGCAGAUUUUGACUCAUUAGAUAACGACGGAAGGAGUCCCCUGCAUUGGUGCGUUGAAAUACCAUGCUUCCAUCUUACUAUGAAGAGUUUGCAAUUUGAUUACUAUUAUUACAGAGUGGCCCAUAAAAGAAAAGAGCUUGUACAAAGGCCAAUGCACGUCCUCCAGUAAUCUUGCAUGUGCUUUCCUCAAUUCUUUUUAAUUGCGACGUCAAUUUCUUAGUUUCAUCUCCAUACUAGUUCUUGAUCUAGUAUACUGUCAAUAAUUUGGAUUAUAUUUUCUAAGAGGGGCCCAAAGAAACUGGAGAAUAAGUUAAAAUACUUUUUUCAUGAAUAACGUUUUAUAAAUGAAUGUAUCAUAUUAUGACUAGUUUUUCCAUGUCUGCGAUUAAGGGGCCACUCUUCUUCCCCUUCCUCCCUCUCUGUACUGUCUGUGUGGCCUUCCUCUAAGCAGUUAAAUUGCAUCUUCUCUCAGGUUUUUUACGACUUAGAUGGGAUUUAGUUUAACAAAAUUUAAGGCUCUGCAUGGUGGUAUAAAAUUUCACGCAUUGUUAAUAUGCCUCAAUAGAGCAAGAGAACCAUGAUAUGUACAACAUUUCUUUGCACUUAUAAUCUCCUUACUUGAAAUUAAUAUCCGUAGCAUUGCAAGAAUGGUACUUUACAUAGACCCUCCUAGUCUAGAAAGAUACCUUUGGAUUUAUGACUACUAUUUAUGUUGUUAUUCACCUAUCAUGUGCCAUAAAUAGGGGUGCCUUUAGAAAUCAUGUUACUGGAAGAGUGAAAUCGAAUCCCUUCAAUCUAACAAUAUUUUUCCUGUUCACAACCUCUCCAAAAGAUUUUAUCUAUGAUUACUUACAGCCUCCUUAAAGUAUUAGUUUGAAUAGCAUUUUAUUAGUAUACUUUUGAUGAACGCAAUGAUUAGUCAGGUUUGGGGGGCUGAGAACAUAUAUGGACUUUAAGUUACAAGUUUCUAUUUGCUCAUUCUCCUUGUCAAGAGAUAGUUUGAAUGAGUUUACUUUGCUAAAACGUAAAAUAUCAUUCUCUGUGUUGUUGGUGUACGCAUGCACUGUGUUGGAAAUUUUAUGUGCUCUUGAUGUAAUAACAUAGGAUAAAUUAUGGACUAUGGUGAAGAUAGUGGGUGCUUUUUCUUUGUGAUCUAAAAUUCAAUUCUGUGUAGGGCUGCUUAUAAAGGAUUUGCGGACACAAUUCGGUUGCUUUUAUUCAGAAAUGCAUUCCAAGGCAGACAAGACAAAGAAGGUAGCUGUCCAUAUCCAUUAUUCUCUAUCAUUUGUUUUCUUCUUUUCUCUUUUACAUCUUAACCAGUAUCUUGGCUAUAUCCCUGGUCUAUUUCAUUGUUUGAUGUGGAAUAGCUUGAUGAUGAUGAUGAUGGUUAGUGUAUGUGACGCAGCAGAAAUUUGAAGAAUUGAUAACUUGAUCACGUUUUAGCUUUGGCUGUGUAUUCUAGAAGCAAAAUCACGACCUUGAAUCUAAAAAGAACAUGUCUUAGUUGAAAACUCCUUGCCUUGAAUCCACAGAACGAAGAGAUUUCGCUCCUAGAGUCCACAAGGGGUGAACGAAGAGAUUUCGCUCCUAGAGUCCACAAGGGGUUGAUCCUGAGUCUACAAGAUCGAAAAUGGCCCCCUGAGUCCAUAGAGAUACUGGAAUCCACCAAUAGAAGGGGAGAACCUCCAAAAUGGAAGGGAACUCGAAAAUUGAUUCAUAAAAAUGUGCCUUCUUGGGGCUACAAGGGGGGGCUUAUUUACAGGCCGAAAAUUAGUUAUAACUAACCUAUAAAGAGGGAAAUCUGUUAUGAUCCUGGAAAAUAGAGAGAAGAGAACAGAUUAAACUUUCUAUGAAAAAGGAAGAUUCUGUUAGAAGGCCCCCAAGAAAUAAGAACGUCUUAAAUAGAAUAGGGGGAUUAUUUUACAUGGAUAAAAUGUGCGAAUUGUAAGAUUUAGGCUUACUAAACAUGUGACCAAAUCUCUUAGUGGGCCAAUUGAAGCUGAAUUUGAGCAAAAGAUAGUCUUCACAUCUCUUGAAUCUCUGAUUCACUUGACUUGGUCUAAAACAUCAUUGCACUUGAUUCUAUUCCUUUUUAGCCUUCUUGACGCAGAUCUUAUUAGUUCCUCCACCUGGGUCAAAAACCUUCCAUUCCUCAUUUGACAGCAAUUUCUAGGGUACAUCAGUGUGGUUCAUGUUUUGGUAAAUUAUUCUUGGACCAUAUAAAUACAUAAAGCUUAUAGUCAACAAAACUUUUAUGGACUUUUUUUAUUUAGUAGUUAUAUUGAGCAGGUAUUUUUUUUCUCUGUGGUAAGUGUUGAUGUCUUCGAGAUCAAAAGACAGAAAACGGAAGAUUUUUACCAAGCUGGUGUGUAUUUUUGAGAAUAGAGGAAAAAGGUGAGAAAGUGGUGUUACAUGAACACCAUAAAACGAUAGUGAUGAUGAGGUGCGCGUUGGAGACAUGUAGAUAUUCCAGUCACAACCCCCCAAAACUCUCAUCCACCUCUGACACUUGAUCGGAGUGUUGAAAUUUCUUUUCACUUAUACCUCUCUGCCUUGAUAACACCCCCAGUUUUCCAGUUCUUCUCAAGUAAACACGUGUUAUUUUAAACAUACAGUCCUUUUAGAUUUUUCAAAAAAAUAAUUUGACAUGCAACAUAUCCAUUAACGUCAACCCAUCCGUGACUAAGAACAGCAAACACGAGAGAUGGAUUACAAAUCAACACAAAUGUCAUAAGAGAAUCAACACCUCUUUUUUAGGAACAUUCUCGUUCCCUUCAUGACAAAUCAAUUUGUCGUGCCCAAAUUCAUCUGCUGCAAGAGUUAUCUCAACCAUGUUGUUUACUCAUCAAAUCUUUCAUGAUACUUGUUUAUUGUCUAAUCUAUUCAAGAAAAUCUAACCAAAGGAACCAGAGGAGGAGACUAUACCCAUUUUCUCUUUGCCUUCACACGACUACAACCAUCAUCCAGAGUAAUGUCCCUGGAGAACGACAGGCUUGAGAUUUUUUCCAAAUCACUCAGAGCAUUUUAUGUAUUUCAUCAGACUCUACAAGGAAAUGCCAAAGCUAUGGUACCAAUUGGACGAUUGGACAUUUAUAUGUUGACGUGAUUGAAAUUUAUGUAAUUCCCUUAAAUGUAUAAGAAAUUCGAUAAUAACCUAAUUUCUGGUUUCUUCUUUGAGGUUACCUAAUCAUUUUAGGUAACUAUUUUAACAUUGCUUUUUACUUGCCUCUUGACUCUGUUAGGAUGCACUCCAUUGCACUGGGCGGCACUGUCUGGAAAUGUGGAAGCAUGUACAAUAUUAGUCCAUGCAGGCACAAAGCAAGAACUGAUGGUGCAAGACAAAUCUGGAUUUACUCCUGCCAAACUUGCUGCCAAUAGAGGCCACAAUCAUGUCGCCUAUAUUCUCGUAUGCAUUUUCUCGGAACUCGUGAUAAUUCGAUCAUAUAACUGGGGAGCCGGGAUAAAGCUUAAUCCCUGUUGAUUCAACUGGAAAACGCAUAUGGGUGGUAGUGACAACACAAGGACUACCUUAUGCAUAAAAGUUAUUUCUGAUGACAAACAAUUGAUGCAAAAAAAUGCAAUUCCAUUUUGCUGUUUAUGCUGGUUAGAGCAGAACUGUAAUGUUAGGAUUUACAUUCGUUCCUAUUCUAUUCCUUCAUUGGUUUUCUUCCUCUUUAGUAACGGAUGCUUUAUCUUGCUGAUAGAAUGAAUGUAUUGCUUCUCAUGUAUCUGUUUCUUACUUGUCGAUUGGGUUCUAAGCAAAUGGAUGUGCAGUACGAGGACAGAUAAAGUUCAUGGUUUAUUUCUAAAGGAUAGGUUUUAUAAUUGUACAUAUUUGUUUUCACCUCGGUACAUAUUUGUUGUCCUUAAAUACCAUGCCAAAUAAUAUACUAUGUCCGUCUUGGUCUCGUACAAAGUUCACGCUAGUGUUAGUCUUUAUGUUUUUCGCUUUAUGGAGUGUUGCCACUGUAGAUAAAAGAAUUGACUCUGGUACACAUCGAAUAAUAAAAUGCAACUGAGUAGGUCUUAAAGGUGUCUCUUGCAACACUUGAGCUAUGCUCUAUGACAGACAACGGUGAUGGUGUCAAUUAUGAAAUUGUCGGUAGUCAGAUCAAAGAACAUGGGCGAUGUUUGUAGUGUGAUAUGAAUCUGUGACUUAUUUUCAUGCUUCCAUAUCUCACCACAGACCAAGGAAAAUUGUGAAUAUUUUCUACAGUUGUAGUCACUUGGAAACCUAUAUGGGCAUACUCUAUGGUGCAUUUUGGCCGGUGUUGUGUGCUUGAUCUGUGAACUGAGUAGAAUUCCCUUUUUGUCAUCACCCAAGAGAGAAGGGGGAACUUUAGUUGGUGUCAUUAUUAUCAUUAUCAUUGUUAGCACCAUCAGACUAUUGGUUUGAGCUUGUGGAAUGUAAGGGAUUCAUUAUUUCAUGAGAGAGUCAUAUUAAUUUUAAAAAGGGAGAUUUUCUUGAAUGAGUAUUCCUACCAUGUUGCCCUGAAUUCUGUUCUAAAGAUUUCAGUGCUUGUUUCUCUGGCAUGGAUGAUGAGGGGUCCUAGAUACAGUGCAUCAACUAGACGGGUCUUUGUGGUGGAUGGGCAUUAAAUUUGACUCUACUAUCCAAAAGUCUUCCCAGACAUGGAGAAAAUGUGAGAUGAGUGUAGCAGUCAUAUUAGAGAAGUAUUUUAGGUGUGGUAGGAUAUUGAGUAUUCCACCAUCCAAUGUUUAUUUUGAAGAAUUGAGGGCACUGACAUUAUGGUGGAUGGAGAUAUUAAGCGCUCUCUUGCAGACAGAUGCCUGGUGUUUUUCCAGGAGUUUUGCAAGCUAGCUAACAGUUGUGUGACGAAUUGGAGCACUCUUUUGCAUGGAGGGCAAUAUGCUGAACUUUGAAAUUUACAGCGAUUUGGAUGCCUUGUCUGCUCUAUUUUCUGAAAGGCUCUUUUAAAUUAUAUUGACUCUCACAAGUACAAAUGUUGAACACAUAGACGACAGCUCACCUCUCUACUAGAUACAUAGUGCUAACUCGCCAAUAUGGAUUGAUGGCCCUAUAUUUGUUUCAAUUACACCAAAAACUUGUUUAUCAUCGUAGCCAACUAAUACUAGGACCCUUAAUGUAAAAAAAUAUUAAAUCAUUCAUCUUUGAUAAACGAAGAUCAUUUGAAUGUAGUUCAGGUAUUGUCUUGAAAGUGAAAGUUAGAGAGUUGACAUGGUAAAGUUUUUUCAAUGCGUACUUCAAUGGAAUAUUUUUCAUGCCAAAAGAACUUGUACAAAGGUAGCAAAUUUUAAAUUUUGUGAAACUUCUUCCAAGGUUCAAUACAGAAUUUUAGCAUCAUUUUUAUGUCAUCCAACAAUGAUAAGAUGCGGUAUAAAAUGAUCACUUUACUCUUAUAUACUUUUUGCUCACCAAAACUAGAUUGGCGUCAUUUUAAGAAGAUUUGGCAUUUUAUUAUGAGCUAUGAGAAGUGUUUCUUUCAAACAACACUGAAGGUCUUCUUUAAUUUCAGCGAAACGUUCGUACAAGAAAUGAAGAAAAAAAAAAUCUUCAAUUUAGUCUUCUAUAAAUUAUUGCCGACAAGAAAAUUUAUAGUAUAUGAAAGCAAGCAUUAUGUACGUUAGAUGUGUCAAAGAUUUGAAAAUAAAAUGCUAGGACACGAGAGGGGUUGUAUAUGUAUGCAUGUACUGAAAUAAAGUUAGAAAAACUGUCUCCAAGAUUGACGGACAAGUUGGAUGUUGAUUUUCAGUAGAUGUUCAGGUCUUGCGAACAAAAGAUUCUUAAGUUCAAAACUCUGAAUAUUUUAAAGUUUCUUAAGUUGAAAUGACAGCAUAGUUGAUUUAAGGUUUCAUAAUUGUAGAUCUUGUUUUUCAAAAAAAUAUCUUUUAAUUUAUUCUUUUUUGUAACUUAAUUUAGAACAAUGCGACAAAGAUGCACAAGAACCCUUGUGGAGGCAGAUUUUUUGGCGGAAACAUUGGGAAAAUUGGCUAUGCACCUAUUCUAUUCGUUGUUAUGGUCAUUCUCACGGUUCUUUUUAUCACCUCCAUUCUAAAUGGUCAGUUGCAUUCCCUAAAUUGUUGUACUAUAAUAUUAGAUGUCCUGUUCAUUUUACAAAGGUGAUUAUUUCUAUCUACAGCCCCAAAUUUUCCGAAGGUUACUGCUGUUGUCGGUCUGUGGGGAUGGGCUGCUGUGUCUCUUCUAUUUGGCUCUCUUCUAAUGUUCUAUAGAUGUAGCAGGUACUUCAUAGAAUUCUUACAUCAUAAUUGUCAUUGUUUCAUGGUCUUUAGAAGUAAAUCGUGCUUCCAUUUUUUUCUGGCAGCAAGGACCCAGGUUACAUCAAACCAAAUUCAGGAGAUUCAGACACAGAUGUAUGCAACAACUAUCUGGGUUGCCCACUCUGGAAUCCCUUUCCCUUAUAAAUGCUUAUGUUGGUAAAAUCGUUACAUAUUCUGAAGUUGCUUAGACGUUAAGCUGUAUGAAGUUACCUGCGUUGAAAUUACAGAGCAAAUAGAAUACUGAUUGCAUCUAGUUUUUGGGCGAGACUAGAAACAUGGCCUCCAGAGGUUGGUUUGUGCCACUGAACUUAGAAAGCUCGCAAACAUUUUAAUUUCCCACGCGAAGGAACAUGUGUAUCCUUAUAUUCAGAAUCCGGAUGAGAUAUUAGGUUGUAACCUCCAGAGUCCCUGCCAUCUAAAUCUCACUUCAUGUUCACUAAAUAGACUCUCUGGCCUUGGUCAUAUUGGCUGUGUCCCGAUGAAGAUCAUAUCAACCAAGUUUCUGAAGGAGAGAAGAGCAGUUCUAUCUGAAAUAUUAGAAGAAUAAAAAAGGAAUAAUUUUUAUAGAUGCUUGGAGACGAAGAAAAGGCAGAAAAGUAGUUGGAGUUGGAGUAGGUAGUGACAGCUCUUCAUCAUGUUUUCUUAUUGCUCCCUUUACUCAAAGACUUUGUACCUGGUAGGAUUGGCCAAUUGGAUCAUAAUUUAUUGAUUUAUUUAUUUAUUUAUUUAUUCCUCCUCUUGCAAUGACGUGUAAGACUUCCCCUUGAUAUUCGAACAGCUAAUCUUGAUCUUGAUAUCAGUAAAUGAUAAAAAUCAGCUUCUGAAGUGAAUAUCUGAAGUAUUGACUAAAAAUCAACUUCAUUACUGAUAGUCCGAUGAAGUGACAAAAUUUGUGAAUGUUGCAAUCAACAAAGUUGAAGUCUAAAUAGCAUUGUUAUCAAUGAAAGAUCUCAAGCGUAGAUACACACUUCCUUGAGGAUUGAUAUUGCAUCUUUAUCGUGGUAACAAUAGGAAGAACCAAUGUUAGUGUCAGACUGCUUUUCGCACAGAGUUACUCCAUUUUGGAUGUUUUAUUGCAGUAGAUUUUCGUUUCAUGGAUUACCAUCUUCUUAUGACAUUCUACUCUCGUGAUCUUCUUAUUAAUUAGUGCUCCAAAGAUAUUCAUAACUCUUUCAGUUCGGCAAGAAUAUGUAUAACUUUUUCAGAUGCUCAAAUCAAUAAAAACACCAGCAUGACUCAAAUCAGCAGUAUAGUAGGAAGAAUUUAUAAUCUAGAUUUCGGCUUUUACUUGUUCCUUGGAAGCUGUAAAUAUCAGCGGGCAUGGGGAAAACAGGAGCAAUGACAUGAAGUUUGAGCUUUGUAUUCUUGGACUGUUCUUCUUAUCAGCGAAGUAGUCUGGUGACCCAAAAUGUAGAUGAAUAAUCGUUCUCAUGAGCCAUGCAGAGAUAGCAGCUUAGGGUUUGAACGGCAUACAGUACCUUCCAAAAACCAGUCAACCCCCAGCCCCCCUUUCCCCUUCUUCGGAUGAUGGGAAUUGUGUUGGGUGCCCAUAAUCCAAUUUUCCUUUUCCUGAACCAUUUGCUAUUACCGUAUUUUUCUUAUGUUUUCCACACUUUAAUCUCUUUAAUUGAUUUCCUCUCUCAGGAUCCUCUGUUGAAUAUCGAUCUCAGUGACCCAUCUUCUUUGAGCUUCAGCUGGUCCCAGCUCUGUCCUACCUGCAAGGUAUGCGCCGCCCCCCCCCCAACCCCCCUCGAGUUGACUUCCCUGACGUGCUUUCGUUCUGCGCCGUCAGAUUAUCAGACCUGUGCGCUCGAAGCAUUGCCCGACAUGCAACCGCUGCAUCGAGCAGUUCGAUCAUCACUGCCCAUGGAUAUCGAAUUGCAUAGGAAAGGUGAGAUAUUCGGAGCAGCUGCAGGAUGAUGAGCUCCCUCCAGCUGCUGGAUCAUCCGUAGAAAGCUUCUCCUAUCGUUGACUUUUUUCUGAUCCCAACAGGGUGCCCUUUUGCAGGAAAACAAGUGGGACUUCUUUGUGUUCAUCUGCAUGGGAACGCUGACCUCAUUCAUGGGCGCCGCCGUUGCCGUUCAGAGUACGGAGCCCCACCCUCUCCCCCACCUUCCCUCACUUCUCCCAAGAACCAUUUCGUCAUCGGAUUAAUGGACACAGGGAUGUGGACCGGAUCGCUAGAAACCCCUCUUUCUCGGAGGUGGAUCAGUCACAUGGUGUCUGAGCAUCCCGGCGCCGUUAUAUUCCUGGCCGUGGACCUUAUCAUCCUCUCUGGAGUUGCGGCGCUGACCAUCGCCCAGUCUUCUCAGGUAACAAAACCCUUAUUCUUUUCGCUUUGAACCAUAUAUUUCGUCGAGCUUGAUCUUGUUGAACGCCGGGAUGUCAACGCCUGCAUCCCCGUUGACUCGCAGAUCGCUCAGAACAUCACGACCAACGAGCUCGCCAACGCCACCAGGUACGCGUAUAUGCGGGGGCCCGACGGCCGGGCCCGGAAUCCUUACAACCGCGGCUGCCGGAAGAACUGCGUUGACUUCCUAAUCAACGGCCACGGCAGCGACGAAAUCGCCUGGCCCUCGCUUCAUCAGGCCGCAAGCUCAUGA